UAUUUGCCUGCAUGGCGGCUUCGGGGAUCAUUCCCAUCGCACACAAGAUGUUGGUGUUUGGGAACCGGCCGGAGGCGGUGCUGACGACCGAAUAUGAAGGGGUGAUGGCCAUGUUUUAUGGGAUUGGGGUGUUGGUUUAUGCCAUGAGAGUGCCGGAGAGGUGGUUGCCCGGAAAAUUUGAUCUCGCCGGACACAGCCAUCAGUUUUUUCAUGUCUUGGUAGUCGCCGGAGCUUAUACGCAUUAUCUGGCUAGUGUGGUUUACCUUGGCUGGAGAGAAGGGGAAGGUUGCAGAGCCUAAUUGUUUGAUUUCGUGUUCUAAAUGGGUCGGUAAAAUUACCUCCUUGUCAAUGGGUGAAAUUUGUACAGGGGAUUGGGGGGUGUUCUAUUAUUAAAUAUUUAUUAAUGUUAUAUUUAUUUCAUUUUAUGUGCCCUAAAGAUGGGAAGAAAUAGUCUUUA
Messenger RNA from Phalaenopsis equestris, 457 nucleotides. RefSeq names its product heptahelical transmembrane protein ADIPOR3-like. Gene Ontology annotation, cellular component: membrane. The record is from RefSeq and is a predicted model, not a curated record. Bases 12 to 299 code for a protein of 95 amino acids. Gene Ontology annotation, molecular function: signaling receptor activity. Lineage: Eukaryota; Viridiplantae; Streptophyta; Magnoliopsida; Asparagales; Orchidaceae. The transcript has a single exon.